This is a messenger RNA of Pectinophora gossypiella (pink bollworm), 603 nucleotides long. Its product is annotated as general odorant-binding protein 56a-like. Bases 48 to 506 code for a protein of 152 amino acids. The transcript has 5 exons. Gene Ontology annotation, biological process: sensory perception of smell. NCBI's taxonomy places the organism in Eukaryota, Metazoa, Arthropoda, Insecta, Lepidoptera, Gelechiidae. Gene Ontology annotation, molecular function: odorant binding. The record is from RefSeq and is a predicted model, not a curated record.
CCACCAAAGUCUUCAGUUCAGAGAAAAAUCUUCAAAUUCGUACUAAAAUGUUGCCUGGAAUUUUGUCUGCCGCUCUCCUGACGAUUUUGGUGAAGAACGCUACGGCCAUAACCGACGACCAGAGGGCCCAAAUCCAGGCGAAGUUUCUGCAAGUAGGCGCGGAAUGUCUGAAGGACCAUACUCUAUCUGUAGAUGACAUAUCUGCCUUUAAGAACAAGAAGUUCCCCGACAGCGAGAAUGCUCCAUGUUUCACUGCCUGUAUCUUCAAAAAAGUGGGAAUUAUUGAUGAUGACGGAAACCUAUCACAAUCCAACACACUGGAACACGCGAAGAAAAUCUUUGAAGACGAGGAAGAUCUUAAGACAAUUGAAGAAUUCCUCACUACUUGCGCUAAAGUGAACGAUGAAGAAGUAAGCGACGACGAUAAGAAAUGCGCCCGAUCCAAACUGGCGUACACUUGCCUUAUUGAAAAUGCUGACAAGUUCGGCUUCAACAUUGACUUCUAAAUCAACCAGAGGCGACAGAAUACGAGUACGAAACUGAUAGAACUGGCGACGAACCUGCAUCACCCACCUGGCAUAAAUAUAAUUGGAUUGUGGACAU